AUGCAAGUCCUUGAGGAAGUAAGAUUCGAGUGCUCUCGAAGACACAUUCACAAAGUAGCAGAGACUUACGGUGCUUACUGCUUUCGUGGCUGUCCUGACUAUUGUAGUUGUUAUGAGCAUACCACCGAAAGAGGUCGCAAAAUCCAACAGCUUGCAAGGCGCGACAGGAAAGUGUCCGAAAGGGAAAUGAGAGUGUCUGAGAGGGAAAUGAAAGUAAUUGAAGAGGAAGAUCGACUUGCUAAUAUGAGCAAGUAUCUCGAAGGUCGGAACAGUGUGAUAUCAUUAAGAGAGGGUUUACUUGAAAGAGCAGAAGAAGAAUUCGAGAGGAAGAAAAACGAGCUUCUUGCGUCUAGAAAAUGGUCCGAACAGAUCCAAGUUUGGUCUGAAAAUACAUCGAAGUGUGCUCAAGACGGCUCAUCGUAUGGUUCGUAUGGAAGAAAGCAUUAUUCUGACAGUAACGGUUCACUUCAACCAUCCCGUGCGCUGGAUUCGGGAGAGAGACCACAUCGUCGUCGUUCAUCACACAGUGACCGUCCAAUGCCACCGCAUGAUGCGCCAAAUCGUCCCAGGAGGUCUAGUUCUGCCAGUCAUCAUCAUCGUCAAGAUUUGAUUCAACCAGCUAUACGGAUAACACCUCCGGACCCUGAUAUACACUCAAUUCCGAGUGACCGGGUACUCAUUAUGAGUAUUAGACCCCAAUCAAUAAGGCUCACUCCCCACAGUGACCGCAUUAUUCUAAUCCACUUGGACAAUGUUUUCAGGUUUACACUUUUUGGAGGAAGAUAUGAGGGAUAUGAGGGAUAUGAUAUCAGAGCUUUGCGAUUCAUGUAUUGA
This is a messenger RNA of Botrytis porri, 834 nucleotides long. RefSeq lists its product as uncharacterized. The transcript has 2 exons. The record is from RefSeq and is a predicted model, not a curated record. Bases 1 to 834 code for a protein of 277 amino acids. Lineage: Eukaryota; Fungi; Ascomycota; Leotiomycetes; Helotiales; Sclerotiniaceae.